CCAGCAGCGUGUUGUAACAGACCGACAUACCGGGACCGAACCUUACCGAACAGGAUGGAGUGGCAACCAAUGGAAAUCAACCCGGAGAUGCUGAACAAGGUGCUCAGUGGACUGGGAGUGUCGGCUACCUGGAGCUUCGUGGAUGUGUUGGGUCUGGAGGAGGAAGGACUGUCUUCAGUACCGUCUCCCAGCUGCGCCCUCAUGCUGCUCUUCCCCCUGACCCAACAGCACGAGUCGUUCCGGCAGCAGCAGGCUGGGAAGGUCACGGCGGCUACUGGCCUCUACUUCCUGAAACAGACGGUGGUCAACUCCUGCGGCACCGUGGCUCUGCUGCACGCGGUCGCCAACAACCCCACCCACAUAGAGUAUGAUGGCGACUCUGCUCUGAAGAAGUUUCUAGAUGAGACGGCCAACAUGACCCCCGCCCAGCGAGCCACACACCUGGAGAAGAACCAGGCCAUCAGAGAGGCUCAUGAUGAAGUGGCAGCACAGGGCCAGUGCAGGGUGGAGGCAGAUGACGUAAACUUCCAUUUUAUCACCUUCGUCAAUGUGAAAGGACAGCUUUAUGAGCUGGAUGGCAGGAUGGAGGGACCGGUGAACCAUGGAACCACCAAGGAGGACUCCUUCAUCAAGGAUGCAGCCAAGGUGUGUCGGGGUUUUGUGGAGAGAGCAGAGGGAGAGGUCCGCUUCUCUGCUGUAGCCCUCUGUCAUACCUAGAGACCCUGGACACACACACACACACGUGAACCACGGUACACACACACCUGGUAUGCACUGGAAACAUACAGUUUGCACUCUCUCCCCACACACACACACACAUCGCUGCACA
Messenger RNA from Salmo salar (Atlantic salmon), 829 nucleotides. RefSeq names its product ubiquitin carboxyl-terminal esterase L1 (ubiquitin thiolesterase) (gene uchl1). Lineage: Eukaryota; Metazoa; Chordata; Actinopteri; Salmoniformes; Salmonidae. Gene Ontology annotation, biological process: protein deubiquitination; ubiquitin-dependent protein catabolic process. Gene Ontology annotation, molecular function: cysteine-type deubiquitinase activity. The record is from RefSeq and is marked provisional. Gene Ontology annotation, cellular component: cytoplasm.